AUGAUGAAGUAUUUGGUAACCAUAUCUGGCUAUGAAACAAGAAGUGAUGUUAUUUUUUAUAAAAUCACUAUCAAUGGAUUGCAUCAUUCUAAAGUGAUUUAUAAAAGAUACUCAGAUUUACGAGCAUUAAAUGAUUAACUUUUAAAAAAGAAUCAUGAAUUCAAGCUUAAAUUAAAUCUCCCAAAUUUUCCAAAAAAAAAAUUAUUUGGAAGAACUAAACAUUCUGAAUCAGAUAUAAUCACAAGAGUAAUAGUUAAAAUCGAUUCUUAGGGGCUAUAAUUAUAGUAAUACUUGGAAACCAUCCUUAAUAUUUAGAUGCUAUGCACAUUUUAAUUUAUAAGAGAUUUAUAACCAAAGGAUGAGACAUUAGAGGAAUCAAUUAUGCAAAUAAAUAUAAACCAUCAAUAUACUAAAGAUGUUUGUUGGCCAUAAAUGUAGAAAUUAAAGCUAUAAUAUUUAUAACGCCACGAUUCAAAUUCUUCUCCAACUAAAUCUUAACCCAAAAAAACAAACGGAUAUAAUUAAAGAUUUUAUUUUUAAUUUGAUGAUUAUGUGAAACAGCAAGACUUUGUUUUAUAUUAUAUUACUUUAUAUGACUAAAAAAAGAUUGUAAAGUACUUAUUUAAUACUCGAUACAGUUAACUCAAAGAUUAUCAUUCUUUAUUGGAAAAAAAACAAUUCAAAAAUUAAAUUCCUUCUUUUCCUAAAAGAAAAAUUAUUGGAUAAACAUGCGAUAAUCCAGAAGAAAUUCAAGAAAGACAAAUUUAAUUAGAGAGAUAUUUAAAUGAUAUUUUUAGUGUAAAGGAAUUUGUCAAUAGUGAACCUUUAGUAUAUUUUAUAUUACGUAUUCAGCUUGAAAAUAAAUGUAUUCAAGACUUCAAUUCAUAAUAACAAAGAUGUAGUCGAUAUUCACAAUAAGUUAAUUGCUCAUCUUUAGAAAAAGAACCUUUAGAAAUACCAAAAAAUAUUCAAUCUAGUUGA
Molecule: messenger RNA, 981 nt
Organism: Paramecium sonneborni
Lineage: Eukaryota; Ciliophora; Oligohymenophorea; Peniculida; Parameciidae
Source: the annotation of a GenBank genome assembly